GGCAGGAUAAAGGCCCAGGGGCCGUGGCUCACCUACCCUGCUUUCUGCAUUCUCUCCACAUCCCUCUCUGUGCUUACAACCCCCAUGGCCCCCAAAAAGCCAGAGCCCAAGAAGGAUGAUGCCAAGGCGGCCCCCAAGGCAGCUCCAGCUCCAGCUCCCGCACCUCCCCCUGAGCCUGAGCGCCCCAAGGAGGUGGAAUUUGAUGCUUCCAAGAUCAAGAUCGAGUUCACACCUCAGCAGAUUGAAGAGUUCAAGGAAGCCUUCAUGCUGUUUGACCGCACACCCAAGUGUGAGAUGAAGAUCACCUACGGGCAGUGUGGGGAUGUCCUGCGGGCGCUGGGCCAGAACCCCACACAGGCAGAGGUGCUCCGUGUCCUGGGGAAGCCAAGGCAGGAAGAGCUCAAUACCAAGAUGAUGGACUUUGAAACUUUCCUGCCCAUGCUCCAGCACAUUUCCAAGAACAAGGACACCGGCACCUAUGAGGACUUCGUGGAGGGGCUGCGGGUCUUCGACAAGGAGGGCAAUGGCACUGUCAUGGGCGCCGAGCUUCGUCACGUGCUGGCCACACUGGGUGAGAGACUGACGGAAGAUGAAGUGGAGAAGUUGAUGGCUGGGCAAGAGGACUCCAACGGCUGCAUCAACUACGAAGCAUUUGUGAAGCACAUCAUGGCCAGCUAAGCCUCCUGCCCAGGUAGGCGCCCACUCCCGCCAACCUGCUGCUGCCUCUCCCCACACUCCACCAGCUGCAGUGCUCAGCUGACAUCCUGCUGCCUCCAUAUACCUCCUCCUCUGUCACCUGCACUGCCUUUGCUCUCAGGGAGCCCAGGGAAGGCUGUGCUGGGGACAUCUCAUCUCCCAUGUGUAAUGCUGACACCAGCGGCCUGGAGUCAUAGGAAGGAGGGGAGCGUAUCGAGACUCCUGGACAAGCCCUCAGACCUCUCCGCGUGGCUGCCAUCUCUGGUCCUCUCAGACUGUGCUUACCUGUGACUGCAACCCCAUCCCCACCCCAUGCGCCUCAUGAAUAAAUGGCUUCUUGCUGGC
Callithrix jacchus (white-tufted-ear marmoset) is the source of this 1041-nucleotide messenger RNA. RefSeq names its product myosin light chain 3 (gene MYL3). Gene Ontology annotation, cellular component: myosin II complex. Lineage: Eukaryota; Metazoa; Chordata; Mammalia; Primates; Cebidae. Gene Ontology annotation, molecular function: calcium ion binding. The record is from RefSeq and is a predicted model, not a curated record.